Molecule: messenger RNA, 789 nt
Organism: Carlito syrichta (Philippine tarsier)
Lineage: Eukaryota; Metazoa; Chordata; Mammalia; Primates; Tarsiidae
Gene: SNX20
Product: sorting nexin 20
Exons: 6
Coding region: 1-789 (262 amino acids)
Biological process (GO): protein transport
Cellular component (GO): early endosome membrane
Molecular function (GO): phosphatidylinositol phosphate binding
Source: RefSeq, a predicted model, not a curated record
AUGGCAAGUCCCAAGCACCCUGGGAGCCCUGGCUGGACAGGACCCAUGGCCCAGUACACGGCAAGGACCCAGCAGGAGGCACCAAUUGCUGACCCUGACCUCCCACAUCCAGGACCUGAAGGGCACUUAGAUGCCCUUGGUAGCCAGGGCUCCAACUCUGGCAUGACCACGCGGGAGCUGCAGGAGUACUGGCGGAAUGAGAAGUGCCACUGGAAGCCUGUCAAGCUGCUCUUCGAGGUCGCUUCUGCCCGCAUUGAGGAGGGGAAGAUCUCUAAGUUUGUGGUGUAUCAAAUCAUCGUCGUGCAGACGGGGAGCUUCGACAGCGACAAGGCCGUCCUGGAACGGCGCUAUUCCGACUUCGAGAGGCUCCAGAAGGCCCUGCUCCAGACCUUCGGGGAGGAGCUGGAGGACGUGGCGUUCCCGGGGAAGCGCCUGGUGGGGAACUUCUCGGCCGAGCUGAUCGGCGCGCGCCGCCGGGCCCUGCAGGACUACCUGGGACUGCUCUACGCCAUCCGCGGCGUGCGGCGCUCGCGCGAGCUCCUCGACUUCCUCACGCGGCCCGAGCUGCGCGAGAGCCACUUCAUGGCCCGGCUGCCAAAGCGGCAUCGGAGAGGAGCGUCCACCUUCCCGGGGCUUUUGCGGGGAGCUGGAGGGAAGAGCAAGUCCUUGAAUUCCUUGAGUCCCCUCCUCCUGGAAGCUUUCCUUAGCCCACAGCAGCAGCCCCAUCAGCUCAGAAGCCGAAGGCCUGGUGUCAGCUUUGACAAGCUCACCCUCAACCCCAGGCUCUAG